CGAAGACUCGCCCGUUUGUCGCUUUUUACAGGGGUGAGGCCGAAGGCGGCUGCUGCUUCUCAGCUUCUUCUCUUCUCUUUCCUCUCUCUCUCCCUCUCUGUCUUUGUUCAUCUUGACAAUAUUCGAGCUUUCUUUUCAUGGCUAUUUGAUUGCUGGAGAGAGAAGUAGAGACAGGAACAGAGAACCUUGGUUUGAGACCCAGAUGGGCAACUGCUUGGACGCUUCUGCGAGAGUUGUGAAUGCUCAGAGCUCUCAAAAUGCUUUCGACGCAUCAAAAGCCAGCAGCAAAACAGUUUCAGUGCUUUCCAAUCUAACAGUGUCAUCAUACAGUGGAAAGAGCACCAACGAGAACCUCCCUACUCCACGAACUGAGUUUGAGAUAUUAUCAUCCCCAUAUUUGAAGGCCCUAUCCUUCAAUGAGCUAAAAAAUGCCACAAGAAACUUCCGUCCAGAGAGUCUUCUUGGAGAAGGAGGAUUUGGCUAUGUUUUUAAAGGAUGGAUAGAUGAGCAAACUCUUGCUGCUGCAAGGCCCGGAUCUGGCAUGGUCAUUGCUGUCAAGAAACUUAAACCAGAGGGUUUCCAAGGUCACAAAGAGUGGUUGACGGAGGUUAACUAUCUUGGCCAACUUCACCAUCCAAAUCUGGUUAAGCUCAUUGGAUACUGUUCGGAGGGAGACAACCGUCUUUUGGUUUAUGAAUUCAUGCCAAAAGGCAGUUUGGAGAAUCACCUCUUUAGAAGAGGUGCUCAGCCACUUUCUUGGGCAAUAAGGAUGAAGGUUGCCAUAGGUGCUGCUAGAGGACUCGCGUUUCUACAUGAUGCCGAUUCCCAAGUCAUCUACCGUGAUUUUAAGGCUUCGAAUAUCCUUCUUGACUCGGAGUUUAAUCCAAAGCUUUCAGACUUUGGCUUGGCAAAAGAUGGCCCAACUGGGGACAGGACCCAUGUCUCCACGCAAGUUAUGGGUACUCAUGGCUAUGCAGCUCCUGAAUACAUCGCCACAGGUCGACUUUCUGCAAAGAGUGAUGUUUACAGCUUUGGUGUCGUGUUGUUGGAGCUGCUAUCCGGACGCCGCUCCUUGGACAAAACCAAAGUAGGCAUAGAACAGAAUCUAGUUGAUUGGGCAAAGCCGCAUUUGGGUGACAAGCGGAAGCUAUUCCGAAUCAUGGACACCAAGUUGGAGGGCCAAUAUCCACAGAAAGCAGCCUAUACGGCCGCCGGCAUCACUUUACAGUGCCUCAGCUCCGAAGCAAAAGCUCGGCCACGCAUGGCUGAGGUGUUGGCAACACUUGAACAGCUUCAAACCACAAAGAACGUGUCCAAACACUCCCAAACAGCACAGCAAGCAGCUUCUAGUCCUAUCCGGAAGUUGCCAAUGAGACACAUCCCUUCGCCACUGAAUCUGACACCCGGUGGCUCCCCAUUGCCAUCCUACCGACAAUCACCACGGGUACGGUAACAAGUGGAUGGAUCGGAUCUGGUAUUUCCUUGUAUAUUUGGUAGGAAAUUUGAAUCAUAUUCUUCCUCGUGCUGGUUUGAUAGCUGUGUUUUGACAGUGUAGGGUGUUGGCAUUGUCCACAAUGCACCAUGCCGGCUUAUAAUAUGUCUUGCUGAAUA
Messenger RNA from Magnolia sinica, 1611 nucleotides. RefSeq names its product probable serine/threonine-protein kinase PBL3. Gene Ontology annotation, biological process: protein phosphorylation. Gene Ontology annotation, molecular function: protein kinase activity; ATP binding. Bases 203 to 1453 code for a protein of 416 amino acids. The transcript has 6 exons. Lineage: Eukaryota; Viridiplantae; Streptophyta; Magnoliopsida; Magnoliales; Magnoliaceae. The record is from RefSeq and is a predicted model, not a curated record.